This is a messenger RNA of Polyodon spathula (Mississippi paddlefish), 5986 nucleotides long. RefSeq names its product E3 ubiquitin-protein ligase RLIM-like. The transcript is spliced from 5 exons. Gene Ontology annotation, molecular function: ubiquitin protein ligase activity. Gene Ontology annotation, cellular component: cytoplasm; nucleoplasm. Gene Ontology annotation, biological process: random inactivation of X chromosome; protein ubiquitination; ubiquitin-dependent protein catabolic process. The record is from RefSeq and is a predicted model, not a curated record. NCBI's taxonomy places the organism in Eukaryota, Metazoa, Chordata, Actinopteri, Acipenseriformes, Polyodontidae. Bases 248 to 2425 code for a protein of 725 amino acids.
UGGUGUGUUUCCGCCUUAUCUCCGCUCCCGCUUCCGUUGCGUUCAGGAAUAAUGGAGACGCUGGUAGUUUAAGACGAAGAGAGACUGAGGCGAACCCCCCCCCCCAAAAAUACAAACAAGUUAUCACGCUUUAAUAAAAAUAACGGCGACAGAUUGAAGCAGCUGUGACCAUUAUGUGAUCCAUUUUCAGCAGCUUCCCACACAGAGCUUCCUGGCGUAGAAUAGUGGCAGGACUCCCCCUUCGACGAUGGAGAACUCGGACAGCGCAGAUCAAGGAGGCAGCGAGCAGUCUGAAGCACAGCGCCAGAGACAGCAGGAUCGGCUGGAUCGAGAGGAGGCUUUCUACCACUUUGUGAACAACCUGAGCGAGGAAGACUACCGGCUCAUGAGAGACAACAACUUGCUCGGCACUCCUGGUGAAAUUACUGAAGAAGAGUUACUGGGUCGCCUACAGCAAAUUAAGGAUAGACCAGAGCAACAGAACAGUGGAGAAAGCAGAAAUGAAGAAAAUAGGGCAGAAGAUGGUCCUGAAGCCACAGAAGAUGGUUCUAACGGAGACUCCAUUCUAGACUGGUUGAACUCUGUGAGACAAACUGGAAACACUACAAGAAGUGGCCACAGAGGGAACCAGUCGUGGAGGGCAGUGAGCCAAACUAACCCAAACAGUGGAGACUUUAGAUUCAGCUUGGAAAUCAAUAUCAACCGGAACUUAGCAGAGCAACAGGCCAGGGCCGAGGGGGAGCAGCUGCCGAGGGAGGAUGGUGAACAGCCUGAGAUGAUGGAGGGGGAGCUGCCCAUGGACACCACUCCGGAGCCAGAGACACCUGCUCCUGUUAGGGAGCCGGGGCCACAGCCGGAGCCGCAGCAGGAGCCGGAGCAGCAGCCGGAGCAGCAGCAGGAGCCGGAGCCGCAGCCGCAGCCGCAGCCGGAGCCGCAGCCGGAGCCGCAGCCGGAGCCGCAGCCGGAGCCGCAGCCGGAGCCGGAGCAGGAGCCGCAGCCGGAGCCGCAGCCGGAGCCGGAGCCGGAGCCGCAGCCGGAGCCGGAGCCGGAGCCGGAGCCGGAGCCGGAGCCGGAGCCGGAGCCGGAGCCGGAGCAGGAGCCGGAGCCGGAGCAGGAGCUGCAGCCGGAGCCGGAGCCUCCCAGGCCCGAGACUCCUCCAGAAGUUUUACUUCCACAGCUCGAGAGUCUCGAAGUUGAGGAGCCCACUCGGAGGGGACAGCGAAGAGCCAGGAGUCGAAGCCCAGAAUUGAGGAGAACUAGAGCUCGAAACGAGAGGAGCCGCUCACCACUGAACCUCGGAGGGGAGGUUCUGCUGCGCCGGGCUCGCCGCAGUACGCCAUUGCAAACGCCACCUUCUCCAGUUGAACCUCAGAUUGAAGGAAGCUCCAGAACCAGACAGCAUGUGUUAUCAAGGCAGAGCACUGUGGAAUACGAUGUUCAGAUGGAGAAUUCACCUGCAGAAGCAGACACAGACUCUGCUCCUGUUCCUGCUUCUGCUCCAGCAGAAUCUGUAGAAGCCUCUCGAGAACUGGAGAACCCCUCUGAGACUGCUUCUAGCAGCGAGGCCAGUGCGGCUGGGAGGAGACCCCCCACCAUCAUGUUGGACCUUCAGGUGCGGAGAGUCCGUCCUGGAGAGUACCGGCAGAGGGACAGUAUAGCCAGCCGCACCAGGUCCCGCUCGCAGACCCCCAACAACACCUACACGUAUGAGAGUGAGCGAGGGGGAUUCCGGCGCACUUUCUCCCAUUCCGAGAGGGCAGGUGUGCGGACUUAUGUCAGUACCAUCCGGAUUCCGAUCCGCAGAAUUUCGGAUGCAGGGCUUAGUGAGGCAACAUCCAUGGCCCUGCAGACUAUGAUCAGGCAGAUAAUGACUGGCUUUGGGGAGCUGAGCUAUUUCAUGGAUAGUGACAGUGACUCGGACUCCAACAGAGGCCAAAACCCUGUGUUGGAGCCCCCGGAGUCACAAACACCCAGCAACAGUAGCAACAGCUCAGUCCCGGAGACCCCAGAGCCACAAACCAUGGAAGAACACAGGGACACCACCACUGAAAUCAGCUCACCUACUGUGGCCGGAAGGGAGAGCCGUGGAGCCCGGGGUCCCAUCAGUCUAGAGGAGCCUGGGUCGUUGCCAUUCCUCCGAUUGGCACACUUUUUCCUUUUGAAUGACGACGAUGAUGACCAACCCAGGGGUCUCACCAAAGAACAAAUCGACAACCUCUCCACCAGGAAUUAUGGGGAGAAUGACGCGUUAAAGACUUGCAGCGUGUGCAUAAUGGAAUACAUAGAAGGAAACAAGCUGCGCAAGCUUCCCUGCUCCCAUGAGUAUCAUGUCCACUGCAUUGACCGCUGGCUUUCAGAAAACUCAACGUGUCCCAUCUGCCGCAGGGCAGUCUUGGUCUCAAGCAACCGAGAGAGUGUGGUCUAAUAAAGACCACAUAUUAGAGUAUUUUUCAUAUUUUCUGUUUGUGCAAUAGUUAGCUGUAGUGAAAAAUAAAAUAAAAAACAAAAGAAGAAAAACCUGUAACUUUGUUCUUAACCCUAGUGGCGGGAGUUCUAUCUGCAUAAACAAAUGCAUUCCCUUUAAUUGUUAAUAGAAAAAAAGCAAAACAUAUAAAGCUUUUUCAAGGGUUUCUGUAAGUUUUCAAUGCACUGUAGUAUUAUUAUUAUUAUUAUUAUUUAUUAUUAUUAUUAUUAUUAUUAUACUAUGGAUUGAAACAUUUACCAUGCUUGGAAAUAUGUGAGGUUAGGGGAGGCGGGACGUUGGCCCUUCACUUUCACCCUAAUUAAUAGAUUGCAGUGGCCUAACUUAUUUGCCUUCACAUGUGUAAAGAUAUAACCUAGCUUUUUUUUUUUUUAAACUUGCAUUCCUGGUAUUAUUGGGAGCACAAGAAGAUCCUAUUUUCGUGAGACUGUCAGGAGUAACCAACUUCUUCGUAUAAUGGAAUAUGUGGUUUAUUCCAUGUUCUAUGAGUACAUGAUUAAUUAGAGCUGUUCUGCUGAUUUUAUUGCACACUUAACAGGUGUGCUGUAACCAUUCUAAGAGGUUUUUUCAUCCGUCAAGCAGAUGUUAGUUAAAAUAAAUAAAUGAAGUUGGCCAAAAUGCUCCUCAUAGGGCUUGAAACUCACGGUAUCCCUGUGCCCAGUUUCAGAAAUAACUUUUAAUAAAUAUUCUGUAAAUGGUUAGUUUGAAGUUAAUUAAUUAAUUGUUCCUCCCUUAUAGCUGCAUGAACAAGCCUUAUUAGUAAACCUGCAGUUUACCAUGCAGUGAUGGAUGUGAUCAAUUCAGAGGAGAUUUACCAAGGGCCUGAUCAUAAUAUACCUAAAGAAGGGACGUUUUAAAACCCAGGACUGGUUGCAGUGCUAGUGUGAGUUUCAAGCCCUUCAUCUAGAUAGUCUGAUUUUUUUAAAAGCUGUGUAAUACUUUUUUCCCCAUUUACACCAUAUUUUGUUUAAACAUUUGUCAGCAUUUGUGCUGAGAAGUGAAUGCAUUUGUAUAUGUUGCAAAUAACCAGACUGUUUUACCCUUUGGAAAGGUGGUUUAUUUGCAUGGUAAAUAGUAUGUUAUUCAGAGAAUUUGUCCUGUUUUAUAUAUUAAAAACUAAAACAAAAAAUCGUAUUUAACAUGUUUUGUACAAGUAGUAGUGACAGAUUUGGGGAAUCUUAAUAUGAAGUAGUUUGUAUAAAAAUCCAGAAGUCUAAUAUGUAGUAACAAUUGGUAAAAGUGUUUGAUUGAACUACAUUUAAAUCAGAGAUAUAUUUGGCUAUCCCCAUUCAUAUUUUGUUACAUUCAAAUUACCUUUAAGUAAUUUUUAGGACGUUUAGGUUAUUGCUCUUUCUUUUUUUUUCCUUUCUGCAUGCAUCACAAUACUAUGUCCAUCAUAUUUGGGGCUCUGCUUGCAGGCACAAUUUAAAAAAAAUAAAAAUAAAAUUUACUUUAGCUGCCCUAAGUCCAAAAAAUAGGCACUGUUGAAACAGCUUGGGAGUGAAUUCCUCAUAUCUGUCACAAGUCAAAACAUUUCAGCUAUCACUCUUUUAUUUUACUCCUUUCUAACAUCUUAAUGACCUAAUACUCCAAGCAGGAUGAAGUGCAAAGAUUGAUUGCAUUUGGCAAAAUUUAGGAAUACAUACUCUAGAUAGCAGUUAGUUUUCCUUUUCUGUUUAUUGCACAUACAUUGUUUAACCAUUCAGUAAGAGUUCCAAAAGUUGUGACAGCACUUUUUUUUUUUUUGUUAAAACUGUCUUUACUGCUAUUGCGCUAUCCUGUUUUAAUGUGGUUUCAGUGGUACUGUUAUAUGUAACAUCUUUAAGAACGUUUUGCCUUAAGUGAAUCACCAUCCAAAUUUCUUUAUAUUUUUUCCAUCUAAUAUUCGUGCUUUGGGGGGGGGGGUCUAAAAAUUAUAUUCAAUUGCCUUCUGCUCCAAAAAUAACUGCUGGUUUCUGGAGAUAGUAAUAGCAUGCUGUUUUCACAGUCUGGUGGUAUAACCAAAAUGAGUCUUACCAGGUUUUAGUUGGUAAGACACAUGAUUUUAUAUAUUGACUCUGAACAAGAGAAUACAUAUUUCUAUUGCAUUUUGAAGGGUCCAAGAGGGCACCAGGGGCACCCUAACUUGCCUUUAACCUCCAGAUAAUUGCAUGCGACAUAUGUUUCUUCUGAGCUUAUCGCCACAACUGCAAUUGCAAAAUAAUCGUACGUUUACUAUUAAGACAGACACAAUGUUCUUUAAUGGAGUUAAAGCAAAUAACUUAAUUUAUGAAAUGCUGUGUUACUCGCUAUGUGGGUUUCAAAUUCUUGGUUGUAAAAGAAUCUGUCAGUAACUUUUUAUAGUAACUAAAUUAUUUAAAAAUGAUUUUACAACCAAGAAUUUGGAACGAGGAUUUCAGUUGAUUUUGAUGUCAAAUGAAUUUAAGGUUAAAAACAAUAAAUAACCUUUUAGUCCUUUUUAACUUUCAAGAUUUUGUGAAAAGAUAUACUAUGACAUUGAAAGUUAAUUCAAGUACUUGCAGUUGAACUGCUUAUUUUAUUAGACUUGGUAGUUUGAUCAUGAAUUGAUCAUUUGUUUAUAGCUGUGCAUCAUUAUUGGUGCAUGUAUAAAUUUUACACUAAGUAGGACUUGCGUCUGUUUGUGGAAUCAGCUUUGAAAAGCUAGCAUUCUAGCGGCGACUGACGCAAAUGUAGAAUGAAACAGUGUUAAUGUUUUUAAAAACCCCUUAGAAUAUUGUCUCCCAUUAGGAGACUUAUUGGUAGAUUUUCCCUUUUUUAAGGGAAAUUGGCACUUUAUUUGGAACAUUCUCUCCUAAGGCAAAGUGUGUGCUUUAAAGAUAUGCUGCAAAAAAAGUAAUAGGUUCAGAUCUUGGUCUUAUUUUAGCAGUUACACCCAAUAUACCAAACAGUGAUGUAAGUUCUGUAUUUUAUAUUUGGAAUAUUACUUAUCUCCAGUAAUGCAGAUUGACCAGCUGGUGGUGCUGCUGCUGCUGUCAGAUAAAUAGAUGCUUCCAGUAACACCAUCUAUGGUAUUGUAACAUUGGAAGUCAUGCCAGAUUACAUAAUAUAAUAUUACAAUUGUGUAAUCCAGUGCUUGUGCAGGCAAUGUAUUUGAUCACUUGCUUGUAACUGCUAUUAAAGAUGAUAUCUGAAAUGUAUGGAUUUCAUUAGUUCAAGUGAAAUCCAACCCACUUUCAUUGUUAACACCUGGAAUGUAAGAUACUGUCAAGUCUUGAGGAUGAGGUUGUUUCUUUCAUUGAAUAAAUCUCUCGAGGAUGAAUGUGCUGCUGCUUCUCUGCUCUGUACAGGAUUUGAUUAAUGUGUUUAUUUUAUUUUUUUCUAACUGUAGAAAAUGUGGUACAUCAUAAUUCUGAUUGUUCAUUCUGGGAAGUUGUAUUUGAUUUUAUAUAUACUAUUUACAGUAGAUAUAAAAAUCGCAUUCAAACUGAGUUUGGUUAUUUGUAAAUAAUAAACAUGCAUGAAAAGCAGAUCUGUGCAACAAAA